This is a messenger RNA of Pseudophryne corroboree (corroboree frog), 1714 nucleotides long. RefSeq names its product phytanoyl-CoA 2-hydroxylase (gene PHYH). Lineage: Eukaryota; Metazoa; Chordata; Amphibia; Anura; Myobatrachidae. Gene Ontology annotation, biological process: fatty acid alpha-oxidation. The record is from RefSeq and is a predicted model, not a curated record. The transcript is spliced from 9 exons. Gene Ontology annotation, molecular function: phytanoyl-CoA dioxygenase activity. Bases 190 to 1197 code for a protein of 335 amino acids.
CGUCAUGUCACCGCCUGGCCGGCUCUCUCCAGUGACUGUAGUCGGGGCGGUGCACUCAGUGAUUGACAGCAGCAGUGACUCUGCGGUGUCCAGUACGGGAGGCUGCAGCCGGAGUUGGCCCCUUCUGCCUCUGUGAGCUCCAAGUGAGCGGGUGUUAGAGGGGGAAGCCGGGAUCUCACUACUAGCAACAUGCAGGCCUGGAGCCCCAGCAUCGUCCCUGCAGGAAGUGGCCGCCUCUCUGUCCUCCAGCGGCACCUCACAGCAGUCCCUGUGUCAGUCCAGGUUUCAACUGCCAGUCACUCCCCAAACUUCCGCUACACUUUGGAUAAUGACCUCCUGACCACAGAACAGAGACUGUUCUAUGAGGAAAAUGGAUUUCUGGUUGUGAAAAACUUGGUGUCACACAAGGACAUAGAUGAUUUCAGGGAGGUCUUUGAGAAAGUCUGCAAGAAAGAGCUGACGGCACCUGGAAUGUUGGUCAUGCGAGAUGUGGCCAUUGCUAAGUCAGAAUAUGUUCCAGACCAGAAAGCUAUUACAAAGGUUCAGGACUUCCAGGAGCUUCCUGGACUAUUCAGAUAUUGCAGCUUACCUGAGAUUCUGAAGUAUGUGGAGUGUUUCACAGGCCAAAACAUCAUGUCCAUGCACACCAUGCUGAUAAAUAAGCCUCCUGAUGCAGGUAAAAAGACCUCUCGGCAUCCAAUGCAUCAGGAUCUCCACUACUUCCCAUUCAGACCUGCAGACCACAUUGUCUGUGCUUGGACAGCCAUGGAACGAAUUGACCGUAGCAAUGGCUGUCUGGUUGUUGUUCCAGGAACACACACAGGUGAACUCAAGCAGCACGAUUAUCCAGAGUGGGAGGGUGGAGUUAAUAAGAUGUACCAUGGGGUGCGUGAUUAUGACCCAAGCAUUCCCAGAGUGCACCUGGUCAUGGAAAAAGGAGACACCGUAUUCUUUCAUCCAGUCCUUAUCCAUGGUUCUGGAAUGAACAGGACAGCUGGCUUCAGGAAGGCAAUUUCCUGCCAUUAUGCCAGCUCUGAUUGCUACUAUAUAGAUGUCAAGGGCACAUCUCAGGAGAACAUUGAGAAGGAGGUUGCAGAAGUUGCACUGAAGCGCUAUGGAGUGGAGACUGAGAUCUUGCUUAAGGACGCAUGGAUGGCAAAGGGACGUGCUAUUCAAGGAGAGAGAAUAAAUCUCUAACUACAGUCCUUGAAAAUAACAAUUCAGUAUCGUCAAGUAAUCUCCUUUACAUUCUGAUUGCUAUUCAGAAAAAGUAUGAAAUUCUUGUUUAAUUAAAGAAACAACUUCCGUUCUGACAAAUGGCACUAAAUGUAUGUGUUUGCUUACAAUGGUGUGAUGCCUAUAUGAAUCAGGACAUAAAAUAGAAUACAUGCCAUGGUACUGGUUGCAUAUCAUUCAAAGAUUAACAAUACAUAAUUUAACCUGGAUGAUAUUGAUGUGGAGACCUGGAGAAUUCCCUGUGACGAUAUGAAGGAUGGUGCAGACCAUUCAGUCUGUGCUCAGACACCAGAUUACCUCUACAUGCUAUCCUGGACUUUUCCAGCGUUGUUAUCGUAACUAGCACACGAAUAGACCUCUACUUACCUGUUUGAUUCAUAACCACUGUUUUAAAUGGCAUAUUUUCGCAAAUGUUCCAUUAAGUAACAGUAUAAGCACUAUAAUUUCAAAUAAAGCACUUUAUAAAUGGAGCACUUAA